AUGCAGCCUCACGUUACGGCUUUGAUCUGUCGACUGCUCGAGAUUGCCUGUCAACCGCCACCCGAUAGACAGCAGCAACAGGGUGUAGCCAAAUCCAUCCACCCUUGCUUGACCGGCUCGCCUGGGACAGUGGUAGCGCCGCUCUACAUCCCUCUCGUCCUCGACAAGGAUCGGCAGGACAUUCGUCUUCUUACAAUUCUCCCUGGCAUCGACGAUGAUAUCAACUGUUCUCUAGCUGUGGUCAAUCUUUGCAAAGCAGUGUCUUAUGAUGCUCUGUCUUACGUCUGGGGUACUCCAACUCCCACUAAGGUUAUCAAGGUCAAUGACCACGCUGUCGAUAUUGGACCGAACCUCUUUUCUGCGUUAUACAAUCUCAGAUCGCGAGAAAAGCCAUUGUUUCUGUGGGUAGACGCCCUUUGCAUCAAUCAGCAAGACGAUGCCGAGAAAAGUUGGCAGGUCGCCAUGAUGGCCGAUAUCUACCGUCAUGCCGAGAAUGUUCGCGUAUACGUGGGCGAAAAAGGAGACGCGGAACCCUUGUUCUCUUUUCUUAACCGAGAUGUUACAGGCGACGAACUGGAUGACCUGGACAAGGCUGCAGCACGCUCUGGAACCCCGAUCCUCGACCUGAUGCGCGCAUAUGUCGAUUUCUCCCUGCGGCCAUGGUUCUCUCGGAUCUGGGUCUUUCAAGAGUUUGCAGUGGCACCAAGACCGCCAAUAUGGCACUGCGAACGACAC
This is a messenger RNA of Bipolaris victoriae FI3, 735 nucleotides long. RefSeq lists its product as hypothetical. NCBI's taxonomy places the organism in Eukaryota, Fungi, Ascomycota, Dothideomycetes, Pleosporales, Pleosporaceae. The transcript has a single exon. The annotation marks the transcript as partial. The record is from RefSeq and is a predicted model, not a curated record.